AUGGCGGUGCUGCACGCGUACGACUACAUUUUCGCCAUCGGCACCCUGUUCGCCAUGCUGGAUGCCUUCAAUAACGGCGCAAACGAUGUGGCCAACUCCUGGGCAACCAGUGUCUCCUCCCGCUCCAUCUCCUACCGUCAGGCCAUGAUCUUCGGCACCGUCUUCGAAAUGCUUGGCGCCAUUACUGUCGGAGCUCGCACUGCGGAUACCAUCAAGAACGGCAUCAUCCCCAACUCCGCCUUUCAGAACAACGCAGGUGUCCAGAUGCUGGCUUUUACUUGUGCUCUGGCUGCUGCCUCCUCCUGGGUUAUGUGGUGCACCCGGCACUCGGCUCAUGUCUCGUCGACCUACUCGUUGAUCUCUGCCGUUGCAGGUGUCGGGGUGGCCACUGUUGGCGCCUCUCAUGUACAGUGGGGAUGGAACAAUGGCAAAGGACUUGGAGCCAUCUUUGCCGGGCUGGGCAUGGCUCCCAUUAUCUCCGGAGGCUUUGCGGCUGCCAUUUUCAUGCUGAUCAAGUUGGUUGUGCUCAUCCGCAAGAAUCCCAUACCUUGGGCCGUCUACAGCUCGCCGUUCUUCUUCCUCAUCGCUGCCACCAUUUGCACCUUGUCCAUCGUCUACAAGGGUUCUCCUAGUCUGGGUCUCACCAAGAAGCCUGGUUGGUACAUUGCAGCCGUCACCAUGGGUACUGGUGGCGGGGUUGCCCUUUUGUCCGCCAUCUUCUUCGUUCCCUUUGUGUACUCCCGUGUCAUCAAGAAGGACCAGAGCGUCAAGUGGUGGAUGUUCAUCCUGGGGCCCAUGUUGCUGACACGUCCCGCUGUGGAUACUGCCGAGCAAGCCAAGGUGCCCAACUAUGCUGUUGUUCAGGAGAGCUCCGAGGACCUGAGCGCACGCUCGCCGGAUACCCUCGUCGGGGACGACGCCAAAAAGAGCACGCAGGGCGGAAUUGAGUCGAUCCAGUCGCGCAGCGAAGAAGGCGAGAAGAGGCAGGUGAUCGGGGAAUCAGCUCAACUGACCUACAAGGAGCUGAUGGAGCAAUCCGACCGUCGACUGCGGGGACGGUUGCUCAAGAAGCGCGGACCCAUCGGCUGGGCGAUGCGCACUCUCCGUGACAAUCCCAUGGGCGCCGGUCAGCUGUACGAGCUGCACAAUCUGGUGAUACUGGCGAAGCGCAUCCCUGCGAUGAUUGUGUGUGGCCUUCUGUAUGGUUUGCACUACGACAUCCACGCGGCCCAGACCGGCAUUUCAGGCACCCCGGAAGGCAAGCGCAUGCAGCGAGUGUACGCCCACGCGGAGAAGUACCCUAACGAGGUUGAGCACACCUAUUCGUUCGUCCAGGUGCUGACGGCCUGCACUGCGUCGUUUGCCCAUGGUGCUAAUGAUAUCGGCAACUCGGUCGGGCCCUGGGCGGUCAUCUACUCGGCCUGGUCGACCGGAAAUGCGGCGGCAGCCAAGGCACCGGUCCCAGUGUGGCAGUUGGCAGUGCUGGCCGCGUGUAUCUCGAUUGGCUUGAUUACUUAUGGCUACAAUAUCAUGAAGGUCAUGGGCAACAAGAUUACCUACCACUCGCCGAGUCGGGGGUGCUCGAUGGAAAUGGGGGCCGCCAUCACGGUGCUUGUGUUUUCGCAAUACUCGCUGCCGGUGUCGACGUCGAUGUGCAUCACAGGGGCUACCGUGGGGGUUGGUCUGUGCAAUGGGACGUUCAAGGCCGUCAACUUCCAGCGUGUCGGACUGCUGCUGCUGGCAUGGAUCAUGACGAUCCCGAUUGCGGGUACGUUGGGUGGGAUUCUGAUGGGACUGUUUCUUAACGCGCCACACUUUGCAUGAUGGUUUUUUUUUUUAUUUACUUUCAAUGGGGAGGAAUGCUUGUGUUUUGUUGCGCGCACAGUAGAGAGAGGGGGGCCAUCUGAGCGGU
Molecule: messenger RNA, 1912 nt
Organism: Aspergillus sclerotioniger CBS 115572
Lineage: Eukaryota; Fungi; Ascomycota; Eurotiomycetes; Eurotiales; Aspergillaceae
Product: inorganic phosphate transporter
Exons: 3
Coding region: 1-1824 (607 amino acids)
Biological process (GO): phosphate ion transmembrane transport
Cellular component (GO): membrane
Source: RefSeq, a predicted model, not a curated record